Messenger RNA from Gadus morhua (Atlantic cod), 1807 nucleotides. Its product is annotated as transient receptor potential cation channel subfamily V member 6-like. The transcript is spliced from 2 exons. Lineage: Eukaryota; Metazoa; Chordata; Actinopteri; Gadiformes; Gadidae. The record is from RefSeq and is a predicted model, not a curated record. Bases 1 to 288 code for a protein of 95 amino acids.
AUGUGGUACCUGAGGGUGGAGGACAGGAAUGACCUGAUGGUGCAGAAGAUGCGGCGCUACAUCAACGCCUUCGCCAAGGACGGCGAGGGUGGUGCCGCCGAGAGAGAGGAGGGGGAGAAAGGCGGCGAGAGUGGCGGCGGCCCGGAGCUCAGGAGCAACAAGCAGAGGAGGGGCUUCAACAAGGCCCACGCGGGCUGGCAGGCCAUCCGCCGCAGCGCUCUGAGCAUGGACCUGGAGCCUGAGUACGAGGAGGAGGAGCAGGAGGUGCAGGACAUCCGAUUCGUCUAGAACAGGGGGGCCCACACUUUAUCGGCGUGCAAGCUACUUUAAAAAUGAGCAGGUCAAAAUGAUCUACCUACAUGGCAAAAUGCUAGACACAGCGGCUGCUGGUAGCUAGUCUCAAGCAGGCUUCCAAAAGACAAUCAGUCAUGGUGGAAUGGUGUUUGCACUUAAUAAUCUUUAUGUGGUAAAAGGACAAGCAUAAAUAAGUAGAGCCAAAUAAUGCAGUCAAGGAAGUAGCACAUUUCCUCAUGUUUGGAUACUUUUCCUUUGUGAGUAAGUUCCAAAAUUGUCCAUGAGCCCUGGAUUGAAGCUCAAUAUCAGUUCGUACUAUCAAAAUCUCUUCCUUCACUGCAGACUUGUUCAGGUGAAACAGUGCUGCAAUUUUUUGUGAUUGAGUAAAUCAACCUCAACAUCCUCCCUAAAUGGAUAGCAGUCUUGAGAGUCUUGAAAAAGUUGGUCAAAGUCCAACAGACAAUUUUCAUCAAUCCAGUGGUAAAUGCCAUAGGGAUGCAAUUCUUUUUUGUUGAAAUGUUAAUAUCGACCGAUCGACCGGUCGAUCGCAAUCCAAAUAUUUGGCACCCCUGGUCUAGAAGUAGAAGUAGCUUGUUCUCAGAAAGACUCGUGGCCUGCGAAAACCCUCUGGCUGUCCUUCCCCCUGGUCCAUCGCUACGUUAGAGCACUCAAAGAAGACAUCUAUUUUAAUUUUUUAUGUCUGUACAUAGCCAUCGGUGCAGUUUAAGCAGUAUUAGGCCAUAGAACUGAAUAUAUGUAUUAUUUUUAUAGAAGUAACAGAGAUAUGCUGCGCUGUGUUGUGUGUGGACCGUUGUAUGAGUUGAAUUAAGUUGUAUCUGAUUGUGUCUGGUCACAGCCAAAACGGAUGUGGAAGUGACUAUUGCACUCGUUUGUUUUGUGUGUUAUUGUGAGUGUAUUUUUUGAUUCUCUAGAUGUUUGUUUUAUAGUGGCCAUGUUUUGUUUUGUAUAUUUGACCUUUUUUGUAUUUUUUUUAUAUAAUAUAUAUAAAUGUACAAUGACAAUAUAACCACCCUUAAAUGAAAAGAUGUCUUUAUUUCGAAAAUAGGCACAGGAUACAUCGAAAGCAAAUAUGCCAAAAAGUUGACUACUAGUUGAAUACAAUUAAUAGUUGAAUAAUACUAAAUUCAGCAGACGCUUAAGGUGUAAAAUCAGAAUAAUGGAGCAUCAUAUCACAUUAAUCCUUUGGAGUGGAUUAAGUUUAUUCUAAUAAAAAAAUAAGCACGGUUUUAAAGAAGCUUUAUGCUUUGAAAUGCCCUUGAGCGAAAGAGUAUGGUAGGAAAUCAAACUCCUCAUUUAGAUUAUCUGCAUAGAAACAUAAAUUGAGGAUAUUCACCCAAACACAGUAGGCUAAUAUUCACUGCAUGAAGCCUAGUCAGUUGGUCAUACAGUGCUGGGCUUUGAGAUAAAAGGAUAGAGUUUGCCGCAUCAAUGAGUUUCAUUAUACUUGUUAAUCAUACUUCAUAUAAAUGAGGAUGAGACACAGGCCUAUAGC